CAAACUGACUGGUAGGGGCCAUCUCUUAUGAAGAGACGAUGACGAUGACCCCGACAAGGCCACUCCAAAGAAGGCUGCUCUGGAUGAGGCUGGUCUGAAUGAGGCCGCUCCCAGGACGAGGCCGCUCCCCAACGAGGCCGCUCCCCAAAUGAGGCCACUCGAAGAGGCGACGACAACCCCAACAAGGCCAUUCCGGACGAGGCUGCUCCGGACGAGGAUGCUCCCGACAACAACGAAGAGGCAACGACAACGAAGAGGCGACGACGACAAGGACGACAGUCCUGACGAUGCAGACUCUGCUCCCCAUGACGCUGCUCCCAACGAGGCCGCUCUGGAUGAGGCCGCUCCAGACGAGGCUGCUGCUGACGAGGUCGCUCCCCGGACAGGGCCGCUCCCCGGAAUGAGGCUGCUCCAGCGAGGCCACUCCCCGGAUGGGGCCGCUCCCCAGAAUGAUGCUGCUCCGGGGAGGCCGCUGGCGGCGAGGCUGCUGGGAGCGAGGUCGUUUGCCACGGCGCCACUGCCUACGACCGCAAUGACUAGGAAGACCACGACGCUCCUGUCGACCAUGAUGACCACGACACUCCUACUCUCCCAUCAACCAUGAUGACCACGACACUCUGACUCUC
This is a messenger RNA of Lutra lutra (Eurasian river otter), 626 nucleotides long. RefSeq names its product brain acid soluble protein 1-like. The coding region runs from base 149 to 604 and encodes 151 amino acids. The transcript is spliced from 2 exons. The record is from RefSeq and is a predicted model, not a curated record. NCBI's taxonomy places the organism in Eukaryota, Metazoa, Chordata, Mammalia, Carnivora, Mustelidae.